Molecule: messenger RNA, 491 nt
Organism: Drosophila ficusphila
Lineage: Eukaryota; Metazoa; Arthropoda; Insecta; Diptera; Drosophilidae
Exons: 3
Coding region: 161-367 (68 amino acids)
Source: RefSeq, a predicted model, not a curated record
UUCGAAAUUUCUUUAUUCGAUUUCCAAAAUUAAAUGCUGAUCCACUCAAUACACAAGUGUCUUACUUUAAUUGUAAAAGAAUACAUAUUUCGAAAUUUAAAGUGGUACCAAUCGUAGGAUUGUAAAAGUAUAUUAAUUAGAAACAAAUUUAGAGUUGAACAUGGCGGAUCCGGAUAUGAAUGAAGUCGAUGAUUCUAUGCCAAGUGGAGGAGACGGCACUUUCGACCCGAAUAACCGAUUAGAUUGCGAGCAUUUAGAUCAAAUGACUGAUGAUUGGAUUGAUCGCCAAAGGCCCUCGUUUGUCACAGUCUUAUUUCGAUUCUUUGGCAAUGUCUUUGUUGAUAUAUUUAGGGCGAUAUUCGGCUGAAAAGGAAAAGCAACUCUCCCAUUUAUCCGUAAUUAAUGUUUCAGGAAAGAAGUCAAUUUGUCAAUCAGAAAUACGAAAUAAUAAAUAAUUGUACAAAAUUCAAUAUAGAAUAUUGUUUAUUAAA